Molecule: messenger RNA, 1057 nt
Organism: Pseudovirgaria hyperparasitica
Lineage: Eukaryota; Fungi; Ascomycota; Dothideomycetes; Acrospermales; Acrospermaceae
Product: glycosyltransferase family 2 protein
Exons: 2
Coding region: 98-823 (241 amino acids)
Biological process (GO): protein O-linked glycosylation via mannose; GPI anchor biosynthetic process
Cellular component (GO): endoplasmic reticulum membrane
Molecular function (GO): dolichyl-phosphate beta-D-mannosyltransferase activity
Source: RefSeq, a predicted model, not a curated record
UCUUGACUUUGCGACAUCUUUCAACUCUGACCACCAGAUUCGGGACCUCAAACCCUUUCAAUCGUCCUCACUCCAGUCGCUCGUUAUAUCCAGCAACAUGGCGCCAGUCAAGAAGGACAAAUACUCGGUGCUACUCCCGACCUACAAUGAGCGCAAGAACCUGCCCAUCAUCGUCUGGCUGCUAAACAAGACCUUCACCGAGAACAACCUCGACUGGGAAAUCGUCAUCAUCGACGACGCCUCCCCCGACGGCACCCAAGAAGUCGCCAAACAGCUCGCAAAGGCCUACCCAGGCCACAUCAACCUGCGGCCCCGCGCCGGCAAGCUCGGCCUAGGCACCGCAUACGUCCACGGCCUGCAGUACGCCGCCGGCACCUUCGUCAUCAUCAUGGACGCCGACUUCAGCCACCACCCCAAAUUCAUCACGCAGAUGAUUGGGGUGCAGCGCGAGAGCGGAUGCGAUAUCGUGACGGGCACGCGCUACGCGGGCAACGGCGGGGUGUACGGCUGGGACCUGAAGAGGAAGCUGGUGAGCAGGGGCGCGAAUCUGUUUGCGGAUACGGUGCUGCGGCCGGGGGUUAGUGAUUUGACGGGCAGCUUUCGGUUGUAUAGGCGGGGGGUGCUGGGUGAGGUGAUGGCGCGGACGGAGAGUAAGGGGUAUACGUUUCAGAUGGAGAUGAUGGUUCGGGCGAAGGCGAUGGGGUUUAGUGUGAGGGAGGUGCCGAUUACGUUUGUGGAUCGGGUGUAUGGCGAGAGUAAGCUGGGCGGGGAUGAGAUUGUGGAGUAUGCGAAGGGGGUGCUGAAUCUGUGGCUCAAGGUGUAGGUUGUGGGGAUGGAGGUGAGAGGAGGGGGCUGGAGCGCGCAUUCCUGGCGUUUGGAGCGCUGGCUGGAGCAUCCUACUACAAUAAUUACUCCUUACCACACGUGCAAUAAUAUCAUGUCAAUGUGGUACGCGAUUGGCAGGCUCUUGUGUGAAUCAGGACUGUUGGGUUGCACAAGACAGACGAUUAGCUGUUCAGAUAAUUUUGCAAUAGAGAAUAAGCAGUCGUAUAGAUAU